Brassicogethes aeneus is the source of this 2226-nucleotide messenger RNA. The record is from the annotation of a GenBank genome assembly. NCBI's taxonomy places the organism in Eukaryota, Metazoa, Arthropoda, Insecta, Coleoptera, Nitidulidae.
UAUAUGGUGCAAAUCAUCUUUUUCAAUGGCACGUCAACGCGUUCCAUUCUGUAUCCACCUUAACUCUUUUUCACCAUAACCUAUAUUAUUUUUCCAAGCUUCAGUUGGCGCCAAAAAGCAUUGUGUGAGUCUGUGAUUGUGUGGUAGGUGUGUUUUGCUUCUAAAAAUUUUAUUAGUUUGAUGAUCAUGGCUUCUUUCAUAGGGGUACAGUUUGAAGAAGAAGGCAAUAUUGCUUUAAUAAGCAGCAAUUGGCUAACCCCUAGAAAAACGGAAACAUUUUGGCCCCCGUACAAAGGCCGCGAUCGCUACACAAAAGCAUUAUUGAAACAUUGUGCCCCUGAACCUGAUUGGCCAUUCUAUAAAGUUAAACGUGUUUUUUUUAAAUGCGAUAAUUAUGAAAAAGCAAAUAACAAAUUAAAAGAAGCUGAAUUUACUUCGGAUGUACAGUCAGAACAAGAAAUAGAACAGAAAUCCCGCCGCCGCCGACGUAAAACACCAAAAAGGCUUUACUCCACCAGUGAAGAAGACAAUUCCGAUAAAGAAAGUGUACGAAAACUCCAACGGCCACCUUUAAUAGAAUUCAACAUAUGCACAGAUACAACGGAUACAGAAAUACCAAACAUAAGUUUAACACCUGCAAGACUAAGUGGAAGUUUAACACCUGCAAGACUAAGUGGAAGUUUAACACCUGCUGUCAGUUUAAGUGAAUGUGAUCCAUUACCACCUAUAAGCAGUAAGGAAGUUCUUAGAAGUGCAAAUUCCGCUGCCAGCUGUAGCAAUAAUGUAAGACAAUUGCUAUCAGGCAACAAUAAACAAGUACCAAUAAGUGAAGAACUUGGUGGUCAAAUUUUAACAGCUGUGUUUCAUGUUGCUGAACAAAAUAAAGAAAUUUUAUCUAUUUUAAAAAGCCAGGGGUCUAGUGGGACUCCAAAUCAGUUACCAGAUGAUUUGCCUGUUCAACUGCCUUUGAUUACCCAAGAAGAUGUAAUUGAAUUUGAAAAGUACAUAACUAAUAACAUUAAUAAAAUUUUAGUGGUGUCAUAUCUAUCACGGUUGGGUGGAAAGGAUCUUGUGGCAAAAGUUAAUUCAAUUUUAAAAAGAUGCAUAAUUAACAAGUUGGCUUGUGGCUAUAGUUUUUAUGGAAAAAGGCAAAAUAAACAUUUCUUUGCCAAUUUAAAGUUAAAAACUUUAUUUGUUGAAGCUGUUCAGAGUGAGUGUACUUCAACCGAAAAAGAAGUUGAGAAUGCCAUAAAAGUUUGGUUAAAGCACGCACCUCAAAGUAACGACAGUUCUAAAUUGAUUGACAAUAGUCUGUCACUGAAAUCUGAUUGUAGUUAUAAAAAUGUGGGCACUGAAAAUCACUCAAAAAAUCUUAAUUAUAAUUUAAGUGGCGUAAAUAUUUUGUUGGCCCCUACUUCGUGUGAUAGCGGGUUUUCCGAUCAUUUGUCCACAGGCUUUUUUGUUCCAUCUGUAACAAUUUCUAAUAAUUCAUCAAGUCAGUUUGAAAAAGGAGUUUCUUUAACAGACAAGUUACGUUCUUGGGCUCUAACUACAUCUGCAACUCAGUCAAGUGUUACAAUUCUACUGCACUUGCUAAAAGAUUAUUACUCUGAACUUCCAUUAGACUGCAGAACGCUAUUAAGAACUCCCACAUAUAUGAAUGAAAAAAUAUUAGAAAGUGGUAAAUACUGCCAUUUGGGUCUUUCUGAAGGUAUAGCACGUAUUUUAAGGACAUGUGAUAAAAUCGAUUUCAAUGUGUUGAGUGUUAGUUUUAAUAUUGAUGGAAUUCCUUUAUUCCACAGCUCUGCUGUUCAACUAUGGCCAAUAUUAGCACAAGUCAAAAAUGUCUCUAGUAAACCUUUUGCUGUCGGUAUUUUUUGUGACAAAACAAAACCAAAGCCAUUGAAUAUUUUCCUAGAAAAUUUAAUUUAUGAACUUAAACAUCUACUAAGGGACGGUAUUCAGUUUAAAAAUAAAACCCUCAAGUUUGAAAUUAACAGUUUUAUUUGUGACGCUCCUGCACGAGCUUUUUUAAAAUGUGUCAAGUCGCAUGGGGGAUCUUCUUCUUGUGAAAGAUGCAUUGAUCCUGGAAGUUAUAUUGACGGAAGGGUUGUUUUACCAUGCACUAGUGCAUCUUUAAGAACAGACCAAUCUUUCAUCGAACAACUUGAUGAAGAUCAUCAUAUUGGCACCAGUCCCUUGGUUGAUCUUAAAAUGAAAUGGUAA